CGCCCUUCGGGUGCGCCGUCGUUUGAACUUCGCGUUUCGUGCGCCGACGGCCACUCCAUUCGGGGCAUCACUGCUGCACCCAUCACUGCCGAGCGUCACGUGACCGACCACUCUCCUCCACCCAACACACCCAAGAGCCCAUCUCUCGGCCCAGCUACCGACACGUGCCGACUAUCUCGCCCUUCGGAUGCGCCGUCGUUUGAACUCUGCGUCUCGUGCGCUGACGGUCACUCCAUUCGCGGCAUCACCGAUGUGUACCCCACAUAGAGAGAGAGAGAGAGAGAGAGAGAGAGACUUGCAUUGACCUCAACCAUUGUCUGUGUGUCCGAAUCAUCCAUGAAUCAGUCCGCCCAACAAACAAACGCAAUCUAAGAGGUGUACCCCCUCCGCCACCCCCACCACCCCCACCACCCCCUCCCCCACCGCCACCGCCACCGCCAUCGCCUUCGACCGCCCGAGACACAGUCGAUCCGCCCCCGGAUGCCCGAGACACGACGGGUCGAGGCGGGGAUGGUGAAGGUGGUGCUUCGCAGCCCGCACCGCCGGCGCGCCGAGCUCGGGGGAGGGGUCGCGGGAGAGGAGCACGUGGAGCCUCACGAGGCGCCCGAGGUGCUCGAGGUGGAGGCGGAUUUGUACCCCCGCCGCCACCCGGCCCGCCACCCGGUGACCCGGGAGAUGGCGGGGCAGGAGACGGUGACUCGGGCGGCAGUGGGCCGCCCCCAAACGGAGGAGGGCCUCCCCCUCCCCCAGAUCCGCCACCUGACCCGCCCCACGAUUCCCACUGGUUUCGCUCGAGAGGAAUUUUCCCGCAGCGUGGGCUUGAUUACCUCCGCAGCCUCACCGCCGAGCAACGGGAUGACCACUUCAAGCUGGGCGUUCGCACCAUAUCCCGCAUGCCUCAGUGUAUCCGGGAGUCGCUGAAGAUGGUGGUGGAUACCACCGAGAAGUACGUGAAGGACGAGGAGGACUCGGAUGUCGGCUGCCUGAUAGCUAUCUUCUUGCCCACUAUGCUUCUCUUCCCGAUGAGUCGCGGCGGUACGGGCGGCCGCCGCAAGUGGGGUACUCGCUUCAAGCGGUUCUGGGCUGGAGAGUGGCAAGGAUUACUCGACGAGUCCAGGAAUUUUGCUGAACGGGGUCGCCACGUAUUUGCUCCACGUGGCGAUGGACCAGUGGAAGGCGUGUCUGAGCCAUCCCCGGAGGAGAUCAAGCUGCGAGCGGCAGAGAGAUUUGUGAGACAGGGAGAGCUGUCGCGUGCAGCAAGACGGCUGACGGCUGCCAAGGUCGCUCCAGCGACGGCGGCGACACUCCAGCAGCUCAAAGAUCUACACCCUGCGGCACCGCUUCCCACAAAGCCGCAGCCCCAGAACGGCCCAGAUGGACCGCCCCUCCCUCUCACGGUCCCGCCCAGAGUUCUACUGGCUGCCCUCAAGACGGCGCCGCGAGGUUCCGCGGCCGGCCCUACGGGAUGGCGGUAUGAGCACCUUCGUGCCUGCAUGGGAGAGGGUGACGCCUCGGCAGAAGAUUCGACUGUCCCUCUACCCUCCUUUGUCGGCCGGAUGCUCGCUGGGAACAUGCCGGACAGCUGCACCACGACUCUUUCGGCCGCCCGCCUUUUCGCCCUGAUGAAAGACAACGGUGGUGUCCGGCUGAUUGCUGUGGGUGAUGUGCUUCGGCGAUGGGUGACGAAGGCAGUUUGUAUGGAGAACAAGCUUGCCUUUGAGGAGGACUUCUCGCCCCUACAGUUUGCGGUCGGUACGUCGGCAGGCGGAGAAAAGAUUUUCCAGGCCUGUCAGACCUACAUGGAGACACGCCACGAUGAUUCCGAUAAACGGGUUUUGGUGACUUUGGACUGCAAGAACGCCUUUAACAGCAGCGACGGUCAGGCGAUCCUCGACGAGCUCGGCACAAAGUGGCCGUCCCUUGUCGAUUUCUUCUGGCAGUUCUACGGCUCCCCGGCUGAGCUAUGGUAUCGCAUGGAAGACGGACGCAUUGAGACCAUCCUCACUCAGGAGGGUACCCAGCAAGGCGACGCGGCGGGCCCUUUCCUCUUCUGCUUGGGCCUCCACCCCGCUCUCGUCAAACUGCAAGGGGAGUUCCCCGACGACUUCAUCAGUGCGUUCAUGGACGACAUCGAUGGCGGAUUGGACGAGACACGUGUUACGAGGUAUGUGGACAGAGCCGAGCAGCUUCUGGCCGAGAAGAAGUUGAGGCUGCGGAGAGACAAGAGUGCUGCAUGAAGCCCCGCUGGCAACAAGACUCCGACAUCUCGGCGGACAUCGCUGCUUCCGGCGUCAAGUGCUCUACUGAGGGCAUCACUGUUCUCGGCUGCCCGCUUGGCGGCAAAUCUUUCAUCCAGCACAGCCUCGAGAAGAUCACCAGCAGCCAUCAGCCGCUGCUCGACGCAAUCGUGACUUUUGCUCAGAAGGGACUGCAGGGCUCAGGCCUUCUUCUCCGCUAUUGUGCAUCCCCCCGGCUGAACUAUUGGCUGCGCCUCCUUCCCCGAGAAUCCGAUGUCUCCCUGGCAGCCGCCGAGCGACAUGACGCCGCCAUUAUCACGGCAUUCAGGCGCAUGUUCCGCUUUCCCGGCGACUUCCCCGACUCGGUCUCCGCGCAGGUGCAGCUACCCAUCCGGCUGGGAGGAUUUGGCCUUGUCUCUGCAUCCACGAUUGCCCGUGCGGCUUUUCUGGGCUCGAUCGGUGUGACGGCAUCUGAUGUCUCUAGCCGGUUCCGAGAAGCACCAUGGAUGCCUCAAGGUGGGCCCGCUGCUCUUCUGGAUUUGCCCUGGCUUCAAGCUGCAGUCCCCGCCCUCGCUGCCAUCUCUGAAGUGGUCGGCCCCUCCUUCUCCCUCCCCUCCCUCCAGGACCUUAUCUCGAGGCCGCAGGUUCGGCUACAGCAGCGCCUGACCGAUCAACUGCACAAGUUCCACUUCAACGAGCUCUUCAACUCCCUCCCCCCUGACAGCAGAGCCCGCGCCCGGCUUCUGAGCUGCCAAGGGCCUCUUUCGUCUGGUUGGCUGUCAGCAAUCCCCUCUAGCGAUAGCAAGACACUGAACAACUUCCAGUAUCGCCAUGCCGUCGCCGGGUGUCUCGGCAUUGCCCUCCCGCACGCAACCGUUUCGCAGCGAUGCAUCUGCGGUGGGGAGGUUGACAAGUUUAACGAUCACUUCUACGUGUGUCACACCGGCCGUGAGCGGGUCACGAGACACAACAACAUGCGCAAUUUGUUUGUUCGCAUCCUGGCUGAGGCAGAUGUUCCUUCCAAUGUGGAGGUGUCUCUGCACAGCCUCGGCAUCACCCCGCCUGACGACAACCCCAACAACCAGCGCAUGGACAUCUACUGCGUGAUCGACGGCAGCGACUACUUGCUCGACGUCACCGUCGCCCACCCCUGCCGCCCUGACAACUCCCCCAUUCCCUUCCACCGGACAGUCAACCGGCGUGGCGCACAGCUUCCUGGUGGCAAGGCGGCUCAGCUUGUGGAGAAAGACAAGAUCGACAAGUAUGGACCAACCAUCCAAGCAGCCGGCUUCCGCUUCGUGCCUCUCGCUGCGGAGACAUUCGGCAGAUGGGGAGAGAAGACCAUGGACUUUCUCAAGAUGCUCGCCAAGCGAAAGCCUCGCCCCACAUCCAUUCCCACGGAGGAGGACACAGCUUUUCGAGAGAGCAUCGUCAACCAUUGGAGCCAGCUCCUGUCCGUCGAGCUGAUGAAGCACAACGCGUUUCAAGUGGCGAGUCGUGCACAGCGCGCGGCGGCCGCCAGAGGGCCACGGAGGGCCAGCGCGUUUCCGGAGGACUUCGUCAGCCGCGGGCCUUACAGGCCACACACCAGCCCCGCUCCGGGGCUGUGAGGUGGCUGGCUGGACCUGGAUUUCGUGAUUGUGUGUGUCGUGCUGCAUGUCUCGCGCUUGUUUGCAGUGUGCGACAUGUUUUCGCAGUCAACGAGCGUUUGGCCAUUGUUCUUUGCAUGUAUUGUUCCCUUUUCCUUGCUUGGUACGAUUGAUGCUUAGACGAACUUCGUCGCCCGUUCAUGUACCUACUUAAAGAAGAA
This is a messenger RNA of Vitrella brassicaformis, 4047 nucleotides long. The record is from the annotation of a GenBank genome assembly. NCBI's taxonomy places the organism in Eukaryota, Vitrellaceae.